Strongylus vulgaris is the source of this 225-nucleotide messenger RNA. The record is from the annotation of a GenBank genome assembly. NCBI's taxonomy places the organism in Eukaryota, Metazoa, Nematoda, Chromadorea, Rhabditida, Strongylidae.
AUGCCAUGGAUUUUGGCCCAAAAGGACACGUCAUUGACUCGCCAUGGCGAUUGUCUCAUACUCUGCACCUACAACGCCAGGACAGUCUUCACCAACGCCGAUUUUCACGCCCUUCUCGAAGCUGCAGGGCGCAUCAACUACCAUGAAAUCGCCUUGCAGGUAACAAAGUCCAGGAAGGCGGACGUGAGGCAGUUGAGUGAUGGCACACUCAUCAUCCGUUGGUGA